Molecule: messenger RNA, 531 nt
Organism: Camellia sinensis
Lineage: Eukaryota; Viridiplantae; Streptophyta; Magnoliopsida; Ericales; Theaceae
Source: RefSeq, a predicted model, not a curated record
AUGGUUGAUUGGGUACUCAUUUAUCGCACAAUAUCAAUCAAACUCAUCCAAUCCAACGUCACCGACACCAACUGCUUCAUCCAACAGCUGAUCAAGAACAAGAAACUCGUCAACCCAUUCAUCCAGCGGUGCUUAGAAGAUUGUUUUGAUCUGUACUCUGAUGCGAUUCCUUCUGUGGAGCAGGCGAUGGAGAAUUAUGAUUUGGAGAGAUUUGUGGAUGCGAAUGUGGAAUUGAGUUCGGUUAUGGACGCUGCUACGACUUGUGAAGAUGGGUUUAAAGAGAAGAGAGGGGUUGUUUCGCCAUUGACGAAGAGGAAUGGUGAUACUUUCGAGCUCUCUGCAAUGGCGCUUUCUAUUAUGGGUCUACAGAUUCACAAACUCAAACAGGAAAGGAAGCCCAGUUGUUUCUUUAAAUGAUCUCCAAUACCGCAUGUGGGGAGUUCGAGUUCCAUUUGCUCAUCGACUUUUGUCUAAAUUCACACUAUUUUGUCUGUUUAAAUAUAAUUACGGAAUGAAAAUGAAUUGUUUAGA